UGUCAACACCAUGAGAUCUCUUUGCAUUAUUCUUCUGAUUGCCCUAAGCUGCCUGGCUCUGGCUGAGGGACAAUGCCCUAGGAGCUGUGCCGCCAUCUUUCGUCCUGUUUGUGCCUCUUGGACACGUCGUGGCAUAACCGACGUCUGCACUUUCCCCAAUCGAUGCAGCCUGCUGAAUCAGAUUUGCCAGCGCAAUCAGAAUUGGAUUCAAAGGACUGAAACAAAAUGCAGAGUCGAAACCAGAGACUGCAUUGUUAUACGCCAGUAAAGGGAUUUUAAUGUUAUUUGCCCAAGCCCCAAGUAAAUAAAAUUUCAUAUUAAUCACAAGAGCAGGAAAUUAACAGAAGACUUGCACACUUUUUUACCAUUGCACGGUCAUAAUUUCCAGUCACAGCUUACAUGAUUUGCAGCUCGGUGCUUUUUGGGCCUUAAGUGGCUUAAAUGCUUAUUAAAACUCGUGACCGGCGUGCCACUUUCAUUUCA
Molecule: messenger RNA, 483 nt
Organism: Drosophila obscura
Lineage: Eukaryota; Metazoa; Arthropoda; Insecta; Diptera; Drosophilidae
Exons: 2
Coding region: 11-268 (85 amino acids)
Molecular function (GO): protein binding
Source: RefSeq, a predicted model, not a curated record